AUGGUCGUCAAGGUCGGAAUCAACGGCUUCGGUCGUAUUGGGCGUAUUGUCUUCCGGAAUGCUAUCGAGCACGGCGAGGUUAACGUCGUUGCGGUCAACGAUCCCUUCAUUGAGACCCACUAUGCUGCCUACAUGCUCAAAUAUGACUCCACGCAUGGCCAGUUCAAGGGCACCAUCGAUGUCAACAGCAACGGCUUGACCGUCAAUGGCAAGGCUGUCACGUUCUACCAAGAGAGAGACCCCGCGAGCAUCCCCUGGGGCAAGCACGGCGUGGAAUACGUCGUUGAGUCCACCGGCGUCUUCACCACCACCGAGAAGGCCAGCGCCCACUUGAAAGGCGGUGCAAAGAAGGUCAUCAUCUCCGCCCCCUCUGCAGAUGCCCCCAUGUUCGUCAUGGGCGUCAACGAGAAAACAUACGACCCGAGCGUCAACGUCCUUUCCAACGCCUCCUGCACCACCAACUGCCUCGCCCCGCUUGCAAAGGUCAUCAACGACAACUUCGGCCUGACCGAGGGCCUCAUGACGACCAUCCACUCCUACACCGCCACCCAGAAGACCGUCGACGGGCCGUCUUCCAAGGACUGGCGUGGUGGCCGCACCGCUGCUCAGAACAUCAUCCCCAGCAGCACAGGCGCCGCCAAGGCCGUCGGCAAGGUCAUCCCAUCCCUCAACGGCAAGCUCACCGGCAUGUCCAUGCGUGUGCCCACCGCCAACGUCUCCGUCGUUGACUUGACUUGCAAAACCGAGAAACCAGUCACCUACGAUCAGAUCAAGCAGACCAUCAAGAAAGCCUCUGAGGGCGAGCUCAAAGGCAUCCUCGGCUACUCCGAAGACGCUCUCGUCUCCUCUGACUUAAACGGCGACUCCCGCUCCUCCAUUUUCGAUGCCUCCGCUGGCAUUGCCCUUAACGAUCACUUCAUUAAGCUCAUCUCCUGGUAUGAUAACGAGUGGGGCUACUCCCGUCGCGUCGUCGACCUCAUCGCUUACAUCGCCAAGGUCGACGCCGGCAAAUAG
Messenger RNA from Histoplasma mississippiense, 1014 nucleotides. RefSeq names its product glyceraldehyde-3-phosphate dehydrogenase. The transcript is spliced from 7 exons. Lineage: Eukaryota; Fungi; Ascomycota; Eurotiomycetes; Onygenales; Ajellomycetaceae. Gene Ontology annotation, biological process: glucose metabolic process. Bases 1 to 1014 code for a protein of 337 amino acids. Gene Ontology annotation, molecular function: NAD binding; oxidoreductase activity, acting on the aldehyde or oxo group of donors, NAD or NADP as acceptor; NADP binding. The record is from RefSeq and is a predicted model, not a curated record.